AUGUCUGAAGAUAAUCAAGCCAUGUCGAAAACGACCAGAGACCUUCUUACGAAAGUCAGAAAGAUUGUGCCACCGAUGCUGAGCAAAUUUCACAAAGGGCAGAUGGGUAGGAUAGCCGUUAUUGGGGGGAGUGAGGACUACACCGGUGCUCCAUACUUCUCUGCAAUGGCUAGCGCAAGGCUGGGUGCAGAUAUGAGCCAUGUUAUUUGCGAACCCAGAGCUGCGCAAGUUAUCAAGACAUACUCGCCAAAUCUAAUGGUUCAUCCAUUGAUGCGACAAUCCUCUCAUGCAACGAUGACCGAAUCAGCGAGCUCGAUUGCUCAAAGCAUUAUUGAUAUGCUACCGCGAUUACAUGUGAUAGUUAUUGGACCUGGCCUGGGACGAGAUAAAUUAAUGCAGGAAACAUGCGCGAAGGUACUCGAGGCCGCUAGAGAGAACAAUAUGCCGUUUGUCCUAGAUGCGGAUGGGUUACAGCUCGCGCAGACCAGACCGGAGCUUGUGCAAGGGUAUAGGGAGUGCAUAUUAACACCCAAUAUUGUGGAAUUUGGAAGACUUUGUAAGAGUAAAGGUAUUGAUGUUGAAGGUUUGAAUGGGGUGGAAGGUGCCGAGAAGCUGGCGAAGGCCUUUGGUGGUGUCACGGUCAUACAAAAAGGAGCACAGGAUUAUAUUUCCAAUGGCGACAAGACGUAUGUGAGUGAUAUUGAGGGAGGGUUGAAGAGGAGUGGUGGACAGGGCGAUACGUUGACUGGAAGCCUGGCAACAUUCCUGGGAUGGAGAAAGGCAUAUUUGGAUAAAUUGUGGGAUCAUGAUGGAGAUACUGAUGAUAUUGAAUCAUUGGCCUUAGCAGCAUUUGGAGGUAGCAGUGUAACAAGAGAGUGCUCGAGGCUAGCCUUUGGCAAGAAGGGCAGGAGUUUGCAAGCUAGUGAUCUUACUGAGGAAGUGUACGCCGCAUUUACGAAUCUUCUCGAGUCCGAAGAUUCAACUGUUAAAUUGUAG
This is a messenger RNA of Sclerotinia borealis F-4128, 996 nucleotides long. NCBI's taxonomy places the organism in Eukaryota, Fungi, Ascomycota, Leotiomycetes, Helotiales, Sclerotiniaceae. The record is from the annotation of a GenBank genome assembly.